Molecule: messenger RNA, 828 nt
Organism: Sporisorium graminicola
Lineage: Eukaryota; Fungi; Basidiomycota; Ustilaginomycetes; Ustilaginales; Ustilaginaceae
Exons: 3
Coding region: 1-828 (275 amino acids)
Cellular component (GO): mitochondrial inner membrane peptidase complex
Source: RefSeq, a predicted model, not a curated record
AUGGCGCCGACCGCACGAGUAGCACUACGCCCACCCUCUGCUCUCCGCCGCGGAGCCGUGCGAUGGCUCGCACACUCAGCAAUCACACGAAACGCCUCUCAACCCGCGCCGGCUUCUUCAUCGGCGCAAAACCCACAUGGCGCUCGUGUCGCUGCUACUGCCUCCUCCCCCAGCAGCUCCACUUCUGGUGGAGAUGCGCGAUCAAGGCUAGCAAGGUUGCAGGCACAACGGCUGGAAGAGCUGAACCGAGGACGCACUGGUGGUGGAGGAGCGGCCGCGCGACCCAACAAGCCGGAGCAAAAAUGGUCGAAUCGCACGCUGAUUGCGUUAGCAACGUGUGUGGGCGCGUGCACCUAUCUCAUGGGUACGUACCACGGGUACAACGCAGGAAAGGCACAUGCCCAGGAGCAAGUCGAGCUUCAGACGAGUGUACCCGUUGCAAGCCCAGGUGUGACGUCCCCGCCUCUCAUCAAGCCUGGCACUGCCACAGCUCUGCCCGCAGCCCCAGUGCAGACCUCUACGCUUUCGGCAGCCCUCAUGCAGCUUCUGCCGACCGGGCUUUCAACCAGUGCGAUUCAAUGCGAACCGGAAGCAAAAGCAAAAUGUCGACUCGCCGAACUCACACAGUACCACUGCGACCUCCAUGCCAACCGCGUCGUCUGCCAACCCAUCGACCGCAUCUUUCGCAUAUGCAAAGGUCGACCCGCCGUUGAAGUCUCGCACAUUGUCGAAUUCGACGACGCUGGCAAACCCUACCUUCCAGACCACCUCUCAGAAGCCAUGCCACCUUCAUCUCACUGGCACGAGCUCCGAUCGCCAGAUCUCUGA